GCGAACCGUACCUUGCACCUUGGCGUCCUGGAGACAGAAUAGGGGACACUGCAUCUCAAAAAGAUCCGGGGAAAUUUGUCGCGGUCGCAACUGCUCUGCCAUUGCAUGACCAUUGACAGCCUGACUCACGGGAGUGUCAGCACCGAUCACAUCAGUACCAGUCUUGCAGUGGCCGAAAUCUGAACGUGCAACAGUCUCCCAACUAGCAUGACCAUGGCAAUGCCUCAGGGGGACGCGGUAUUCCCGCGGAGCCACGUCGGCUUUGACAGCAUCACCCAACAGAUUGAGAAGAAGCUGUUGAAGCGUGGUUUCCAGUUCAACAUCAUAUGCGUCGGUCAAACCGGUCUGGGAAAGUCCACUUUAAUCAACACUAUCUUCGCCUCGCAUCUCAUCGAUUCCAAAGGCCGUCUGCGACCGGAUGAACCCGUUCGCGCCACGACCGAGAUCCAGACAGUCUCUCACAUUAUUGAGGAAAAUGGCGUGCGGCUGCGGCUCAACAUCGUGGAUACUCCCGGCUAUGGGGACUUGGUCAACAAUGACAGAUGUUGGGACCCGAUUGUGAAGUACAUCAAAGAUCAACACUCUGCCUACCUGCGAAAAGAACUCACCGCGCAACGAGAACGCUACAUCCAAGACACCCGCAUCCACUGCUGUCUGUUCUUCAUCCAACCUUCCGGCCAUGCGCUCAAGCCUUUGGACAUAGUGGUCUUGAAGAAACUGUCAGAUGUCGUCAACGUCGUGCCGGUCAUCGCUAAGGCUGAUUCUCUGACACUCGAGGAACGCCGGGCUUUCAAAGAGCGCAUCAAGGAGGAAUUUGCCUUCCACAACCUGAAGAUGUAUCCCUACGACAAUGAUGAGCUGGACGACGAAGAGCGUGCCACCAAUGCUACCAUCAAGGACAUCAUUCCUUUUGCUGUUGUGGGCAGUGAGAAAUCAAUCAUUGUUAAUGGCAAACAAGUUCGCGGGCGGCAAACCAAGUGGGGGGUUAUCAACGUCGAGGACGAGAACCAUUGCGAGUUCGUCUACCUCCGUAACUUCCUUACGAGAACCCACCUCCAGGACCUUAUCGAAACCACCAGCCAGAUUCACUACGAGACAUUCAGAGCCAAGCAGUUGCUGGCCUUGAAGGAGAGCAGUGCUGCAAGUGGCAUGGGCGGCAGUCGACCCAUCAGCCCGGCUGCAGACCGCGAGCUGAGCAGAGGUUCGCAACGCAUGACCAUGAAUGGAUAUUAAAAAAGUGGCACAUACUAGGUUUGGAAGGGUCCGAUUUCGAGGGGCGAAGGUUGACCUUGAGUGACUGCCAUAUCCUUCUUGUCAGGUUCACUUUUCUUGUUAGCGUCUAUUGAGAGCGUCUCUUUUUUCUUCGGUCGGAUACAAUAAUCCUGAAAGCACUUCAUCCAC
Molecule: messenger RNA, 1401 nt
Organism: Exophiala dermatitidis NIH/UT8656
Lineage: Eukaryota; Fungi; Ascomycota; Eurotiomycetes; Chaetothyriales; Herpotrichiellaceae
Product: septin like spn2
Exons: 4
Coding region: 208-1233 (341 amino acids)
Biological process (GO): cytoskeleton-dependent cytokinesis
Cellular component (GO): cell division site; septin ring; microtubule cytoskeleton
Molecular function (GO): GTPase activity; molecular adaptor activity; GTP binding
Source: RefSeq, a predicted model, not a curated record